Botrytis byssoidea is the source of this 1161-nucleotide messenger RNA. RefSeq lists its product as uncharacterized. Lineage: Eukaryota; Fungi; Ascomycota; Leotiomycetes; Helotiales; Sclerotiniaceae. The record is from RefSeq and is a predicted model, not a curated record. The transcript has a single exon. The coding region runs from base 1 to 1161 and encodes 386 amino acids.
AUGGCAGCAAAACUCAUAUUCAAUCCCUCCGACGAUGCGUUUCUAACGCAAAGAAAUCUUAUCAAACCAGCUACACGCCGAAGAAGAUUAAUUUCAUCAUCUAUUUUACAAUCUGAAUCACUCUCCUCAUCCGAUUCCGGUUCCGGUUCCGGUUCAUCAGAGGGAAUCGACAUGAAAGACUUCACCAUUAUACCCGAGUUUCUCGAGAGCGAGGAGACCAUAGAAUGGCUUGGAUGGAAUCCCACAAAAGCUGCUGAGAUAUGGAACAGGUGGAAGGAAAUACAAGAGACAGAGCAGGAUCAGGGAACAAUCUUCGAGGUUGAAUUUCUCCAAUGUGCUCUAGGGCAUAUUCCUGGCCGGAGUUUCGAGGAUGGUUCCAGCGACUGGGAGGAACACAUGAGAAGCUGGGGAAUCAGCGACGAGCUUAGCGAUGCUAUAAUGGAUGCCGAUUUCACCGACAUAAGAUGCACAGAAUCGGCUCAGCACUGGGUAACCGAUACUAUCGAGAUAAGAUAUCUAAGUUUGGAAAGAAUCAAGAGGGAAAGUGAUCAGAGGACGAUCAACAACCAUACCAUGAAUCCUAGUGUAGCAAGUAGUGCGGUACCACGAUACUCAAGGGUACCGGGUCUUCAAACCUUGUUCAAAGCCAUCUCGACAGAGAGGUUGAGAUACAGCGAUAGCAAGAUUAACAUUGACUCUCUAGUGAGUGAAGGAGCGACUGAUUUUCGAGGCUACGGAGGUGCACUAUAUUUCACACCUGACUACAAGGUUGCGGAUAAUUACCGACGAUACAUCAGAAGACGAGUUGGUUCAACACGUGCGCUAAUGAUUCAACUGACCCUGCCAAAUGCAUGGAUAGAGGGACUCCCCCCCCGUGUGUUGGAAUUCGGGGAUCUUUGGAAAAAGUUGGUACAUACCAGUCGUCAAGGCAACAGAUUGACCGGAGACAUGAAAUACAUUCGCAAUUUGCCCCUCAUCAUUGCACCAAUUGCGCACUCGCCCAACAAGGCUAUUACCAGACUUGAAACAUGGACGGAGGUGGGCAUUCAGCACGUCUUGAAAAUGCCAGGGCAGGAAACUUUACCAGUGCAAUACGCGUUUCAAGUAGAAGACAACUUUGAAGAGAUCGAGCAAAUUGGCGAGCUAAAAGUGGUGGCAUAA